CUUUCAGACUCGACCACUACUCGCCCUGUGCAGCUCUAUUGGUACUCCUUUGCGAUUGGUCGUCAAACGGACCUCCAACGCCCAGCAAAAGCAGUCCGAGGCAUAUAUGGCUGCGCCAACCUACAGUCACCCUUCACAUCCGCAGACCUUCCAUGGAUCAGCGAUAGCCGCUGCUCCAAACAUUCCAGCGGGCACAUUUCUGCCAGGAACACUGAUUACAAUCGCUAUCUAUCUGAAGGCUGGCGGGUUUGCUCAUGUAUACCUCGUUCGACUUUCGAGGCCCGUGGAUGGAUUGGAUGUGGCUGUUUUGAAGCGGGUUGCUGUUCCCGAUAAGGAGGCUCUUGCUAGUAUGAGGACUGAGGUGGAGACAAUGAAGCGACUAAAAGGUCAUCGGCACAUUGUUACCUACAUCGACUCACACGCAUCGCAUUUGAAAGGCGGCGGAUAUGAGGUGUUUUUAUUGAUGGAGUAUUGUGCAGGAGGGGGGUUGAUUGAUUUCAUGAAUACUCGAUUGCAGAAUCGGCUUACGGAACCCGAGGUCCUCAAGAUUUUCGACGACGUGGCAGAAGGUGUUGCUUGUAUGCACUACCUCCAACCUCCACUUCUCCAUCGGGACUUGAAGGUGGAGAAUGUUUUGAUAGCUUCGCAUCGGGGAUAUAAGUUGUGCGAUUUUGGAUCUUGUGCACCUGUCCGAGCUGCUCCGCAAUCGGUCACAGAAUGCCGAUUGAUGGAGGAGGAUAUUCAGAAGCAUACAACUCUUCAAUACCGGUCUCCGGAAAUGGUCGAUGUAUAUCGGAAGUUACCAAUUGAUGAGAAGUCAGAUAUAUGGGCACUUGGCGUUCUUUUGUACAAGCUCUGCUACUACACGACGCCAUUCGAAGACCAAGGGCAGCUGGCAAUUCUAAAUGCUUCCUUCAAGUUUCCUUCGUACCCUCCUUUCUCAGACCGCAUUAAGAAGCUUGUUGGGUCAAUGCUCCGUGAAUCGCCUCAGCUGCGGCCCAAUAUAUAUCAGGUUGUCCGGGAAGUGUGCUUGAUGCGUGGAAAGGAAAUACCAAUUAAAGAUAUCUAUUCCGAUCGUGCCGCACAGAAGGUUAAAUCAGUCGAGAAGCCAGUGCUCCCUGUUCAACUGCCCCCCAGCAUUGUUGCAUAUCAGGCACCUCUUCCACCGCAGAGUCAAGCCAUUCCCGAUAUCACUCCCAUGAGACGUGGAAGGCCAACUAAAAGCCCGGCAGUGCAUUCUGCCGCUACUUCUAGGACCAGAGUAGCAGAUCCGUCGCCACAAAUGAGGCCGAUAUCUACAGAUCCAUUUGCUGCUCUGGAUUCGGGUCCUCCGGAAGCUAACCAAGAUGAACUCUCGAAUCGGUUCCCUAGUGUGGAGCAAUUCUCUUUGCUGCAUGACUACGGAAGUAAGUUUGAAUUUAGUGAAUUGUCACCUUCGGCACCGGAAGCCCCGAAAAAGGAUCUCAAUACUAGAUUGACAGAGAGGUUGGCAGAUGACGCUUUUGCGCCUACGACUCAGCCUUCUCCACUAAAGCUGGCGAGCGCAAAGUUUCCAGAAAGCGUGUCACGGGGUGUCACCGGGAGUGGGAUGUCGGGAUGGCCAACUCUUUCGGAGCCUCAGCCUACCCGGCCUCCCAUGAUUUCUACUGGUACGAUGACUUCCCCAGCGUCUUCUAGAUCGCCAUCUCCGGUCGGGCCUACUAGUAGUAGGCCGUUGGAGCAAGGUUCGCAAGCCUUGCCUGCAGCGUCUCGACUUAAACCACGAAGGCCAUCCGUACUCGAUAUAGGCCGCUCCCUAGCACAUACGCAUACAGUGGCUAUGUCCAGGACUCCUAGUUCCUCGAGACAAUCCCUCGAGAUCCAUCGUCCGGCAUCUGCUCUUGAUGUUGCUAGUCCAAAUGCUAUGAAUCGUUCUGUAUCCGCAAACUCCAAACCACGGCCGACUAGUGUUUACAUCGAUUCUAACCUAGAGUUCCUCCGAGAUUUGGAUUCUGCCACUACCCAGGCUAGUAUGGGGCCACCAACUAGUACCUUUGUACAGCGGAGUAUAACUGGGCAAUCCAUAAAUUCUCAGCGUUCCGAGCAUAUCGAAUCUAAUGUAGAUUACCUCCGAGUAAUGGAGACUGAAUCUGAUGCUAAGCCAGAAAAGCGUAGUUCAAGCGGAGGAUUUGUUGGGAAACAUGUCAAACGCGCUAGCAUGCCUUCAAUAUCACUCCCGAAUACCAAGAGCCUCCUGGUCGGCAAAUUUGGUGAUGCGUUCCGGAGAUUCGAGCGUAAUACCACUGGCGGCGCGGGAGGAGGGGAUCGUCAUGACAGAGACCAUACCCCCAGCCCUAACAUGGACCAUGCGUUAAUGCCGACCAUUAGCGGAAGCCAAGCAACUUCGGAAAUUGGUGAUGAUUGGGAGGUUAGCAGUCAGGACGUGCCGCCAGAGAUGAAGAGGGAGCUGGAGAAACGCCGACUGUCGCAGGAGGAAAGGAGGGUGGCUGAUGCGGCGGCGGAAUACAAGCGGCAGGUGGCCGAUCGUGUUCCUGGUGAAGGGAGCUCCGGGAGACCCUCGAGUUCAAGAAGCAGAGCAAAUUCGAUCCAGAACAAGGUUAAAGCGCUCCUCAGUGAAAAUCACCGUGCUCCAGCUCCUAAGACGGCGGAGGGCUAUGGCCGAUUCACUGACGUUCAACAGCACCAACAAGCGUAUCCCGUCGACCGGGCCGGGGGCCGGGUGGGGGUUUCCGAGAAACCUAAGGUGGAUGGGCAUAUUCGAACUAAGCAGUACUAUAGGGAUGGGGGAAGCAACGCCUAUCGACCGGGUGCUUCUGAUACUUCACGGGCCAAAGAACCUACCAUAGAGAUUAGACCGGUCUCUAGCUCCUCUGGCGGCAGUAGAGUCCUCCGGAAACCCAUCGCUCUGUUACCCAACACCGCCACGUCCAUAUUAUCAACUUCCCCAACCUCAGCAAGCCGCCCGGAUCCACCUCCAAAACCGACGAAACUCCGCGGUAGCUCGCCGGUCCUACCACCACAAAUUUCCCAGCAACAACAGCAAAGAAAUAGCGAGGGGGGUAUGAAGGGCAACGACGGAGCAGACGAAGACUGGCAGAGAAACUUUGCAAAGCGAUACCCCAGCCUGUCCGGUCUAGAGCUUGUGGAAACGGUGGUUGGGCCCGGGCGGAAGGUCUAGCUCGAUGUUGGGCUGGGUGCGGCAUUGUAAUAUAUCCUCAGUUCUCUCUUACACACACACUCCAAUGCGGCGGUAGGGUGGGUGAGAAGGAAGGAAGAGGGAAAUUAAAGCCUUUGUUUAUCACAUUUAAGGGUUUUUUCGUUUCUUUUCCAUUGCCUUGCAGUUUUCUGUUUUCGUCCCCUUUCUUUUACCAUUAUCGUUGCCACGCACUCCAUUAAAACUUAGCCAAAAAUGAUAUCCUGGGAGGUAUUAUUCUAGUAUGGUAUUUCCUCUUUAUUUUUAUAUAUAUUUCCCUUUUCUGUUCAUUUGUAGCACGAGUCUGCCUCUCGGUCAGUCUGUUCAUCAGCAGUCAUGGCAUUGCUUCUCUCCUUUCCCGGCUCGUUUGCACUUAUGAUACUUCACCUACCUAGAUAAACCCCCCCCCACCCCCCCCCGUCGUCAUGUACGUUUUAUGUUGAUUUUGUGCGACGAUUAUUCACUAUAGAUGUUUAGCUGUUCUGUUCAUUUUCUUUCCUUCUCUCCUUCGUUACAUUACCUGAAUGAAUGUUUCGUGUUAUGCUUGUUAUUGUUGCGUUGGUGAGGGCGUGAUAUGAAUUUUUCCUCUCGAAAUUAUUGGUUCAUGGGGUGUCACUCGGCUAGUGGGUUGGCUGGAUUGUUUGGGUGCGGAGCGACAGGUGUGGGAGGGACUGGGUUUCCCUGUGUUGGGUUGUAUCUGGGGGGGGGGGGCAUGCUUACGCUGCAGUGUGCUGGUGCAGUCUCUGCUUGCCGCGUUUGCCUUGAGUUUACGAUCUGUGGGGAUGAUGUGGAAGAGGGGGGGGUUAAUGAAUGGAUGGAUGGAUAGCUUAAGCUAUGAUACUCGGAUAUUAUAGGUGUUUGUAAUGAACAAAGACCUAGUCGCAGAA
Messenger RNA from Tuber melanosporum (Perigord truffle), 4080 nucleotides. RefSeq lists its product as uncharacterized. Gene Ontology annotation, biological process: protein autophosphorylation; actin cortical patch assembly; actin filament organization. The record is from RefSeq and is a predicted model, not a curated record. Gene Ontology annotation, molecular function: ATP binding; protein serine/threonine kinase activity. The transcript has 7 exons. Gene Ontology annotation, cellular component: cytoplasm. The coding region runs from base 107 to 3178 and encodes 1023 amino acids. NCBI's taxonomy places the organism in Eukaryota, Fungi, Ascomycota, Pezizomycetes, Pezizales, Tuberaceae.